AUGGUGUGGCUGCCGGCCGGAGAUCAGUGGCGAAGGCUAAGAAGAAUUACCAGAGAAUCUAUGUUCACCAUGCAACGCCUAGAUGCUAGCGAGCUCGUACGCCAGGAGAAGCUACGACUCGUACAAGUACAAGAACUUCUUGAACAUGUUAGUCAAUAUUGCUCAAAUAGAAAGGCCCUAAACAUAGGUGCAGCUGCAUUUACUACAACUCUUAACAUUCUAUCAAACGCCAUUUUCUCAAGAGAUUUAUCUCAAUAUGAUUCAGUGUCCUCACAAGGAUUCAAGUAUGCUGUAUGUGGUUUGAUGGAACUUUCUGGGAACCCGAAUUUAUCAGACUUUUUUCCCAUACUUAAACCAUUCGAUCUACAAGGGUUUCUACGACGAUCAAAUGUUUAUGGUAAGAAGCUACUGUCUAUUUUUGAUAUGAUCAUCCAUCAACGAAUCCAAGAAAGAUCCAGUUCAUCGUAUGAUGGUGAUCAUUCAUCGAAAAACCCCGAUUUGUUGGACUUGCUGCUUGAUCUUAUCAUGAAAGAUGAAUCUGAAAUUACUCCUAAUGAUAUGAGACACUUGUUCUUGGAUUUAUUUGUUGCCGGAACCGAUACAAUCUCAACCACGUUGGAAUGGGCGAUGGCUGAGCUGAUUCGUAACCCACAUAAAAUGGAAAAGGCUCGAUCAGAGCUCACUAAAUUCAUGCAAAACAACAACAAAAAUAUACACGAAAAUGAUAUAUCUAAACUCCCUUAUCUACAAGCUGUUAUAAAAGAAACUCUCCGGCUACAUCCUCCGGCCCCACUUCUUCUCCCUCACCGAGCCAUGCUGGACCUAGAAAUCCAAGGUUUCAUUGUACCUAAAAAUGCACAAAUCCUUUGUAAUGUUUGGGCGAUGGGCCGAGACCCGAGUAUUUGGUCAGACCCAGAGACGUUCAUACCUGAGAGGUUUUUCGAAGUCAAGAUCGACUAUAAAGGACAUGAUUUCAUGCUUAUUCCAUUUGGUGCUGGGAGGAGGAUUUGUCCGGGAUUGAAUUCUGCCCAUAGAAUGUUACACAUAGUCUUGGGCUCUUUGAUUCAGAAGUUUGACUGGAAGCUAGAAGGAAAUAUAAGAGCACGAGAUAUGGAUAUGGGAGAGAGGUUUGGAAUCUCGUUGUCGAAAAAGGUACCACUCAUGGUCAUUCCAUUCAAAUUGUGA
This is a messenger RNA of Lactuca virosa, 1185 nucleotides long. Lineage: Eukaryota; Viridiplantae; Streptophyta; Magnoliopsida; Asterales; Asteraceae. The record is from the annotation of a GenBank genome assembly.